Jaminaea rosea is the source of this 783-nucleotide messenger RNA. RefSeq lists its product as hypothetical. Bases 1 to 783 code for a protein of 260 amino acids. Lineage: Eukaryota; Fungi; Basidiomycota; Exobasidiomycetes; Microstromatales. The record is from RefSeq and is a predicted model, not a curated record. The transcript has a single exon.
AUGCUGGUGACCCUGAUGCUCUACCACGGUCUUAUCCCCGCCAUCUUCCGACAGCUUUCCUUUCUCUUGCACCUCCAGCCUCUCAAAUUCCUCAGUCCAUGGCAGUUUCGCGACGGUGUCUGGGGAGCAUCAAUGCCCAAACUGCUUAAGAUGUCUGACGAGGCGCAUCACGAUGCGAAGAAAUGGCUGCUCACUACUGCCAAGGGCAAGGUCCUCGAAGUAGGCGCUGGCAGUGGGGAGACGAUCAAGUAUUACGACGAGGCAGCCAUUGACCACCUGUACGCACUCGAGCCAUUCGAGCCUGCCGUUCCACAUCUUGUACGCUCCAUCGCGGCGAGAGGCAAGGCCUUCGAGCGGAAGAGCACCGUAAUCGCGCACGGCAUCCAGGACGAUGCUGCACUUGCACGUCACGGAAUCAAGCCGGGCAGCCUCGACGCCUUGGUACUCGUGCAAUGCCUCUGCUCUAUCCCUGGUGGACCUGAAGCGCACCUCGCACGCUGUGUCGAGCUCGUCAAGCCAGGAGGGGUAGUGCUCAUGAUGGAGCAUACGGCGCAGCUUCACGACCCGAUCGCGGCCGGCGUGCAACGCAUCCUUAACCCUGCAUGGCGAUUCAUGGCCAACGGCUGUGAGAUGACGCGCGACUCUCUCGGCGUGCUGAUGAGGCUGGACUGCUGGGAGAGCGUGGAGGUUCAGCGAGUCAAGGGACAGACUGCCUCGGCCUUGUUACCGCAGGUGUAUGUGCGGGCUACCAAGGCUGGAGGACAACGAGCAGGCAAGAGGUAG